AUGGCAAGCUUAGUUAUUGCAACUGUUCCCAACCUUACCAUCGAUCAAUCUGCUCUUCUUGCCUUAAAAGCUCAAAUUUCUUAUGACCCUUACAAUGUUUUGACAAACAACUGGUCCACCAACUUCUCUAUUUGCAACUGGGUCGGUAUCACUUGUGAUUCCAACCAUCAUCGAGUCAUCGCAUUAAACCUUUCUUACAUGGAUCUUGUAGGCACCAUUCCUCCACAUUUGGGAAACCUUUCAUUUCUUUCUAGUCUAAACAUUGAAAACAACAGUUUUCAUGGCUCUAUUCCAAACGAGUUGUCUCAUCUCUACCGGUUGCAAAUAAUUGAUCUUAGCCAUAACCAACUUUCGGGCUCCAUUCCAUCCUCAAUCUUCAACAUAUACAGCUUGAAACAUAUUUAUCUCUAUGACAACAUGCUUUCUGGUCCAAUACCAAGUGAAAUUGGAAAUCUACAAAGCAUUAAGCUCUUUGAUGUCAGUUUCAACAACUUUAUUGGUCCAAUUCCAUUUGAGAUAUUUAACAUCUCAACAGUACAAGUAAUUUCAAUGGUUUGCAAUAACUUCUCAGGCCAUCUUCCAUCAAAUGUAGGCCUCUUCCUUCCAAAUCUCCAGCAACUUAUUCUUUGGGAAAAUCAACUAAGUGGAGCAAUUCCUAGCUCUAUCUCUAAUGCUUCACAACUCACUCUGUUAGAUUUGAGUGACAACUCAUUUUCAGGCUUAAUUCCUAAAGCACUUGGUAAUUUAAGGUUCCUUACAGGGCUUGGCGUAGCAAACAAUAAUUUGACCAUUGAAUCUUCUACUCCAGAGUUCAACUUUUUCUCUUCUUUGUCAAAUUUGACAUAUCUAAAACAGUUACAGUUGUCAGGUAAUCUACUGAAUAACAUCCUUUCUGAUUCCAUUGGAAAUCUCCCAACUUCUCUUGAAGAACUUUACAUAGAUCAUUGCAAUAUUAAGGGCAACAUUCCAAGAGAUAUAGGCAAUUUAAGCAACUUGAUGACUUUGUCUCUACAGUUUAAUGAAUUGACUGGACCUAUUCCAACUACUGUGGGAAAAUUGCACAAGCUUCAAGGAUUGAGAGUUGAUAAUAAUAGACUAGAAGGUCUCAUCCCAUUUGAUCUUUGUCAUUUAGAGAGCUUGUUUGAGUUGAAUUUAGGUCAUAAUGAGCUUUCUGGACCUAUUCCUACAUGUGUAAAUAAUCUAACUUUUCUAAGAUAUCUUUAUUUACACUUCAACGAAUUAACAUCUGAGAUUCCCUUGAGUUUGUGGAGCCUCUCUUAUAUCUUAAAGGUCGACUUGUCAUCAAAUUCUCUAAAUGGCUCUCUCUCAUUAGAGAUUAGAAAUUUGAAGGUGUUGAUGGAAUUGCAGUUAUCAAGAAAUCAACUAUCUGGUGAUAUCCCAACAACAAUUGGUGACCUCAACGAUUUAGUUAAUCUUUCAUUGGCGGACAAUAGAUUAGAAGGCUCAAUUCCUGAAUCUUUUAGUAAAUUGAUAAGUUUGGAAUUCUUGGAUCUUUCCAUUAACAAUUUAUCUGGAGAGAUUCCUAAGUCCUUAGAAGGACUUUCACAACUCAAGUAUCUAAAUGUCUCUUCAAAUAGACUGGAAGGAAAAAUUCCUGUAGGAGGACCAUUUGUAUACUUCUUUGCUGCAUCAUUUAUGUCAAAUGAUGGACUUUGUGGUGCUCCUCGAUUGCAAGUUCCCCCAUGUAAAGAAGGUGCUUCUCGACCCAAAAAUACCGCAGUAGCAUCUAUACUAAAGUAUGUAUUACCAACAAUUGGGUUAACAAUGCUUGUAGUUGCUUUUGUAUUAGAAUGGACAAGACGCCAAAAAAGGAAUGCAAAACUUCUGGUGGAGACAAACUCACCACAACUAGCGACAUGGAAAAGAAUUUCCCAACAAGAACUUUUUCAAGCAACAAAAGGGUUCAAUGCAAGCAACUUACUUGGUAAAGGGAGCUUUGGAUUAGUAUACCAAGGGACCCUUUCAGAUGGUAUGAUUGUUGCAAUAAAAGUUUUCAACUUGGUAGUAGAAGGGGCAUUCAAAAGUUUUGAAACUGAGUGUGGGGUACUACGCAACAUUCGUCAUCGGAAUCUUAUUAAAAUCAUCAGCACGUGUAGUAACAAUGACUUCAAAGCUUUUGUAUUGGAAUACAUGCCUAAUGGGAGCCUACAAAAGUGGUUGUAUUCUCAAGACUGUUGUUUGAGUAUCUUACAAAGACUAAAUAUAAUGAUUGAUGUCGCAUCAGCACUAGAAUACCUUCAUUAUGGUUAUUCAACACCUAUUGUUCAUUGUGAUCUGAAGCCUAGCAAUAUCUUAUUAGAUGAAGAUAUGGUCUCACAUGUUGCUGAUUUUGGAAUUGUCAAACUGUUAGGUGACAAAGAUUCUAUGAUGCAAACCAUGACUCUUGCUACUAUUGGGUAUAUGGCACCAGAGUAUGGAUUGGAAGGAAUUGUUUCAACAAGUGGCGAUGUGUAUAGUUAUGGUAUUUUGCUUAUGGAAACUUUCACAAGAAAGAAACCUACUGAUGACAUGUUUGGUGGAGAAAUGAGCUUGAAGCGUUGGGUAGAGGAAUCUUUAUCCUUUUCAGUAACUAACGUUGUUGAUGCCUAUUUGUUGAGAACUGAAAAAGAUUAUGCUUCUAUGGAGAAUUGUAUGUCAUCCAUAAUGAGAUUGGCGUUGCAGUGUUGUGAUGAGUUACAUGAGCAGAGGAUUAAUGCAAAAAGGAUUUUAAUCACACUCAACAAGAUCAAAUUGAAUUUUCUACAAGGUGCAAUACCAAGUGAAAUUGGAAAUCUACAAAGCAUUGAGAUCUUUAAUAUCGUUUUCAACAUCUUUAUUGGUCCAAUUCCAUUUGAGAUAUUUAACAUCUCAACAGUACAAGUAAUUUCAAUGGUUUGCAAUAACUUCUCAGGCCAUCUUCCAUCAAAUGUAGGCUUCUUCCUUCCAAAUCUUCAGCAACUUUUUCUUUGGGAAAAUCAACUAAGUGGAACAAUUCCCAACUCUAUCUCUAAUGCUUUACAACUCACUCUCUUAAACUUGAGCAACAACUCAUUCUCAGGCUUAAUUCCUAAAGCACUUGAGUUCAACUUUUUCUCUUCUCUGUCAAAUUUGACAUAUCUAAAACAGUUAGAUUUGUCAAGUAAUUUACUGAAUAACAUCCUUUUUGAUUCCAUUGGAAAUCUCCCAACUUCUCUUGAAGAACUUUACAUAGAUCAUUGCAAUAUUAAGGGCAGCAUUCCUAGAGAUAUAGGCAAUUUAAGCAACUUGAUGACUUUGUCUCUACGGUUCAAUGAAUUGUUUGGACCUAUUCCAACUACUGUGGGAAGAUUGCACAAGCUUCAAGCAUUGAGAGUUGAUAAUAAUAAACUAGAAGGUCUCAUACCAUUUGAUCUUUGUCAUUUAGAGAGCUUGGUUGAGUUGUAUUUAGGUUAUAAUGAGCUUUUUGGACCUAUUUCUGCAUGUGUAAAUAAUCUGAUUUCUCUAAGAUAUCUUUACUUACACUUCAACAAAUUAACUUCUACGAUUCCCUUGAGUUUGUGGAGAUCUUAA
This is a messenger RNA of Alnus glutinosa, 3549 nucleotides long. RefSeq names its product probable LRR receptor-like serine/threonine-protein kinase At3g47570. The transcript is spliced from 5 exons. Gene Ontology annotation, biological process: protein phosphorylation. Gene Ontology annotation, molecular function: protein kinase activity; protein binding; ATP binding. Bases 1 to 3549 code for a protein of 1182 amino acids. The record is from RefSeq and is a predicted model, not a curated record. NCBI's taxonomy places the organism in Eukaryota, Viridiplantae, Streptophyta, Magnoliopsida, Fagales, Betulaceae.